GGGCGGGGCGGGCUGGGUGACAGCCAGUGGGCGGCAACGACAGAAGAGCGGGAGGAUGAUGCACGGCGGAUCCUGAGGAUUGCACUGGAGCCAGGUUUGCCAUAAACAGCAGACGACCUACGUUUUGUGACGCAUUCCAGUUAAUGGGACCUCUGUAGGUUUUGACUGUUAAAUCCACUCAUCAUGAACCAGACUUUGGAUGGACAGGAAGGAAAUGAAUCUUGUGAAGAAAUAAAUCCGUUAAAUGAAGGAUGUUUAUUUGAUUGGGACUCUGACUUUGAAAUUCCUGAGACCCCCAGCCCCACGUUUUCCAAGCAAAACAGUCAGCCUUACCAAGCAGCAGCUGCAGUCCAGGAUAGGAGCAUUGCUUAUGAUGGGAGAAAACCCAGAUCUGCUAUUAAGAGUGCAACCCAUUCAUCCAAGAAGUGCCUUGUUAUGAAUACUGCAAUUCUGACGCCUCGGUGUUCUAAGCAGUUAUUUGUGGAGGAAACACCACCUUCUUGUCUGCGACAGAAAACUCCAGUGCAUUUAAAACAAAAACAAAAUUUGUCUUCCCCACGUUCAGUAUCCGGUACCAAGUCGACAAGCUUGAACACAGCUUCUAAAUCCACGAAAAUAGACCCUGCUUAUAAAGAACUUUUGAACGAACUAAGAAAGAAAUAUCCUGCUAGAAAGCCAACACCAUCACCCAAGCCCAGAGUUUCCACGAUCUUUCCUGUUCAAGGAAACCGCAUUAACAAAAAUUGCCGUUUGUCCUUAACCGUUCCUAGUUCUUCACAGUCGCCAGCAAUGAAAAGGGCCAGGUCAACAAGUUCUGCAAGUUUGACGACUGCCAGCAACUCAAAGUCACAGAGUCCUGCAGCACAUGGGAUCAACAAUACACAUUCGAAGGAAAAUGAGUGUCUGCAUUCAGUGAGAACUUCCUUUGGAUUUCUAUCACCCCUACACUCUUCAGUGUCUGCUUCAUUGAGGCUAACAGAAACAUCAAGUUCAGCUACAUUAACGCACGGUAUAAGUGACUGGAUUGAUCUCGUGGAGGAGAGCAGUGAAAUAGUGGCAUCGUCUGAUCGGUGGGAAUGGAACAGUCCAAUAGUAAUAGAUGAUGACCCGACUGAUAACUAUGUCCGUGUUGCACAAUUAGAAGAGGAUGAAGCUCUGGCCAGACGCCUACAGGCUCAAUAUGAUUUGGAAGUUCAGUCCCCGGAAUGUAGAAGUCCUUUCCAUGCAAUGAGGGAGAAUGCUUUCCCUGAGUUUUGUGGGUUGCCUGGUUGUGGAGAGUAUGAUAGUGAUUUAUGGGCUACUGCAGAUAUUGGGUACUGUGGAAGGCCUGGAUGCAGGGAGUACCAACGGCACAGGAAUGACAUGCUACCUUCCAAUGUAAUGAAUCCUGUUUUGCAAGACUUGGAAAGAUUUUUUGAUGACCCAAAUGGUAGAAGUAGAGCCAGGAGGCACAGCCGAAACCACACUGCCCCCUUUUACUUGCAUGGAGAUGCAAUUGAUGGCAAUGACUACGAGGCCUUGCUGGAUUUUGAAGAAAGACAGGGUUCAGCUGUUGCGCAGGGCAAACUCAGCAAUAGUGACAUUAACCGGCUACCGAUCAAGACUUUUGACCCAGAACACGCUGCAGGAAAGACGCAGUGUCACAUUUGCUUCAAUGACUAUUCUUCAGGAGAAAAGCUACGAAUGUUGCCCUGCCUUCAUGACUAUCAUUGUCAGUGCAUUGAUCGCUGGUUAAAGGAUCAUUCAAAUUGCCCGAUCUGCAGAGUGGAUAUAAAUCUGGAGUCUGCAUGAUAAUGGCAAGACAGCAAUCAAAAGUCAUCGUGCAAUAAUUUGCCUCUAGUGGUGCAUUCAGCCAUGGAGGGAAAUGCUAACAUCGACUCUCAGGACUUUCAACAUUUCUACAUAGUUUUAAUCUCUACUUUCCAAAGCAAAGACCAAGAGAAAAUAAUUAAUAGCUACCUUAGGUUUUAUUUUUAUGAAAAGAAAUGCCUUUUUACACUGCCUACAUUAAACUUUUCUCAGUCUUGAAAGUUACAGUUCUAAUUCUUGUGAUUUAUUUAAAUCUUCUUGUGGAUGACUGAAAUGCAGGUGCAUCACUGUAAGCUGUGUGGAAAACUCAGUGCUGGAUGCUUUGAAAUGGCUUGCUUCAACACUAGAAGAUGAGGUUGUCUGAAUAAACCCAUUAUUUGAAUUCUGUACCAAAUUGUAAUGAGAAUUUUCUUUGAAGGGAGGGAAGAAUUUCUCGUGUAUAUAAAUAGUAUUUAAUUUCUAUGAUUUGUUUUACUGAUGAUGUUUAAGUGUCCAUCUGUGAGGAAGAAUCGAGUUGUCAUGGGCUAUUUCUGUAUAACAGAUGCCAUUAUUUAAUCUAAGGCAAACACCUAUGAAGAAGAAACUAACUUUAAAAAGUGACUCCUCAACCAUCUUAUUACUUUGUAUUAUUUUUAAAUGUACCCCAGUCCACUGAAUCAAUAAAGAUGUAUAUGUUUGUCUUAUCACUGUUUGAAUCUAAUGUACAGGUGGGAAUGAUCUUGGGCAUAAUGUACUGGACAUGGUUUGUUAAUUUUCCAUUAAAGUAUCGUGUCUUAAAA
Leucoraja erinaceus (little skate) is the source of this 2588-nucleotide messenger RNA. RefSeq lists its product as uncharacterized. The transcript is spliced from 11 exons. Lineage: Eukaryota; Metazoa; Chordata; Chondrichthyes; Rajiformes; Rajidae. The record is from RefSeq and is a predicted model, not a curated record. Bases 184 to 1791 code for a protein of 535 amino acids.